This is a messenger RNA of Lobosporangium transversale, 1020 nucleotides long. RefSeq lists its product as hypothetical. The record is from RefSeq and is a predicted model, not a curated record. Lineage: Eukaryota; Fungi; Mortierellomycota; Mortierellomycetes; Mortierellales; Mortierellaceae. The transcript has a single exon. Bases 113 to 769 code for a protein of 218 amino acids.
UCCAAGUCGUUCCCUUCUUUCCUUCUCCUACACCAUAAUCACUGAUUUGCUGCAUUUAAUCUCUGCAGUAUCGAUUGAUCAGUUGCCUCACUUUGUUUAUUCAGAUUAAGUCAUGUCUGCGGGUGCUCUCCUUACUGCUCGCAUCUUGUUAGUGCUUCUCGCCACGGUUAUCCUUGUGGCUAGUGCCUUUGUUGUCAUCAAAAACCGUCUCUCGCUAGGAAGUUUGACAUGGCCUACAUGGAUGCCUUUGAUACUCGCUAUCCUGUCUGAUCUGAUCUACUCGCUCUCACUUGGCAAACGCGCAUUUAUCUCGCGUGGUUACAGAUGCACCUUUUUAGUUCUACUAGCAGUUGCUUGGUUUGUUUCGCCCAGUUACCGGAUCAACCGGAUGAUGCACUAUCGAGGGAGGUUUCUCCAACUCUGGAAUUGUGGUGUAAUCGAUUGUACUCUGGCUAUGAUAAGCGACAUCUGUGGGUUCCUCAUGGGGCUCUUUGUACUAGUAGAGCUGUCAUUGGCAUAUAAUUACGAGCGCAAACAAUCACAGAAAACAUCGUCUACAUCCAUUUUCGUGGCACCGACAGCCCAUCAACAAACACAUUACAUUCAAUUGGAGCAUCAGCACCAGCAGCAACCCGUGGCAUUAUCAUACCCAUACCAACACCAAGGAUAUGAUCAAAGACAUCCUUUGCAGUCUACACACUACGAACAGCUUCCAGUUACAGUAGCAUAUCAACCUGCGUCAGCACCUUCUGGCUCUCCAUAUUAUUGAUAGUCUGUACCUCUCACAGGCGCUGCGCUAUAAAGAUUUAUAAUAAUUAACAUAUCGUAGCAAAAAAAAUACAUGUAAAAGUAUAAAACUCUUGCACUUUUGUACACUCGUGCUCAUUUAUCUAUUGCUUGUGGAUCGGAUGGCUCCAUGAUGAUUGACAAAUAAUUCCCGCCAGAGUACACACAUGGUAUAUUUUGGCGGGGUGGAUUCUUAGGUAAAGUUCACUCGUUCAGUCAUAGAAUUGCAAAAGC